AUGUCUGCGCACACACUCCUUGUCGCACAUAACGUCGCCGUCCUUGAUGCCCUGCUUACUGGAGUGCGAACAAGUCUUUCGGAUGAUGCUGAUCAAGAUGAAGCAGCCGCCAUUUUUGCUCGAGAGGUCACGAGGUUUGAAGAGGUAUAUGAUGGAGCUAUGUCAGUGCUCCAUACUGCUCGAGAUAACUGGAAAGAUGUGAAGUAUGCACAGGGUAAAGGAAGAUUGGCGCGGGAGGCACAGAAAGACAAGGAUGUUCGAUCGGUACAUUCUACUGAAGUAUAUCCAUUCUGCAUGAGUACAAAAGGGUACUUUGCGUUUCCACCUUCAACUCCGGGCACCUCAAGAUCAUCAUACCCCGCAUUUAUACCUCAGUCCCCCAAUACCAAGAAGACAUUUGUUGACAAAAGUGCACCUGAGAAAGGGGACGAGACGCCUAGCGAAGAAACCACCCCACGAUGAAGAACGUAUCAAUCGACUUCACGGAACGGGAGCUCAUAGAGAUGAGCGAAAUAGAAUGGGUCCGAGGUGGCGUACAAGAAGAAGAAAAGGCAAAAAUGGGUAGAUGGAGGGAGUACGACGAUCGGUGGAAGGUACUAGCCGCUGUCAGAUAAGGUUCUUGCAUUCGCAGAUAUACCAUG
Molecule: messenger RNA, 641 nt
Organism: Suillus subalutaceus
Lineage: Eukaryota; Fungi; Basidiomycota; Agaricomycetes; Boletales; Suillaceae
Exons: 2
Coding region: 1-462 (153 amino acids)
Source: RefSeq, a predicted model, not a curated record